This is a messenger RNA of Darwinula stevensoni, 888 nucleotides long. NCBI's taxonomy places the organism in Eukaryota, Metazoa, Arthropoda, Ostracoda, Podocopida, Darwinulidae. The record is from the annotation of a GenBank genome assembly.
AUGACAGCCAAUGCACAAUACCUAGUAUGUCAAUCAGACAAGGAACUUCAAGCAAGGAGUGGCUUCGGAUCCAAGGAGUUCGUUCUAAUCGGCGGGAAUAUGGCGGAGGAAUUCCCGGGAGGAUAUUUUGGGGGUGUCUCUUUCGAGAGAAUCGCUAUUAUGAAUUACGAAGUGGAUACCAUACAUCUCUCCGCCCUAAUUUCAUCGCAAGACACACUGGAGGAGCUGGAAAUCAUGUUUAGCCAUCUGAAGGAGUUUCCUUGGGAUACCCUGCCUCUAUUAACCAAACUCACGUCCCUCAAACUAUAUGGAAACGAAUUGAAAAAUAUACGCAUCCGAAGCGACAGUCUUCGGGAGCUAGAUAUUUCAAGUAAUCAAAUUGCAGCACUGAAAUCUGGAUGGUCUGCACCAAACUUGACCUCUCUCCGAAUGGAUAUGAAUCCAAUCUCUGAGAUUCCCCACGGGUUCUUGGAUGGCUUGGGGAACUUGCAGGAAUUCCAUUGUUUUGAAUGUCACCUGGGGCCGACUCUGUUCAAGGGUUCUAUGGGAUUCCACAGUGAAAUCGUGACAUACAUUGAACUUGGCCGUAACGACAUCUCAAACAUCGAAGAAGGCGCUAUUACAGGUGUCACACCUGACACGUUUGUUGGUCUUGAUCUGAACAAAAUCACAGACUUGACGGAAGCUACCUUCCGCCCGAUCCUGGAGGUUCUUCGACGUGGAUUUGGAUCGCUUUCAGUUACGGGUAACCCCAUCAUAUGCGGAUGUAGAAUUGAUUGGCUCGUGCGUAAUCCAUUUUUACAGACAAGUAUUUUCGGCUCCUGCCAGGAUGGCAGUUUCUUUCGAGCCUUGGAUCCCCAUAUUUUCGAACAGUUCUGCAUCGAAAGA